GGGAUGGUCCACUGAACUUUGAGAAAGUAACUCAGAGACAAACUAGGCUGUGAUCAUGUCCAACUCUCAGGAACAGAGUCUGAAUGAGAACGUGGUUUUCCUGCCAGUGGACGAGUCCUCCCCAGAGUUCCUCCACUGCGAGAGGGAGCGUGAAGCGGUGGAGAGGCUCCUGAGCUCAGGACCAGAGGCCUUCUACAGCUCCGUCGGCACAGAGCGCUCCGGCUGCUUCCUGUCUUCUGAGGAGGUCAGUCAGAUAACCAGCUGGGCUCAGAACUAUGAGUUCAACGGCCUACAGCAGGAGAACUCAGUCGGAUGCAGCUCGGCGGUGCACGAGGACUUCUGUUCCACCUACUUCCCCGGCCACACGGACGUGCCGGCCCCGAACCUGGAGCUGGGCUGGCCUGUGAAGAGCCCCUGGGUACCGCAGGGGAGCGUUACGGUCCACACCAGUCCUCCUGCCGACGGAGAGCCUCCUGUCAGAGAGGUCAUCAGGCGGCACCUGCAGAAGGCCUGCCAAGUCAUUGCCAUCGUGACAGACAGACUGACAGACGGGGCAAUAAUCUGGGAUUUACACAACGCGGCCUCCCGAGGUGUCCCCGUCUACAUCAUCCUGAACCAGAGGUCCAUUCAGGAGACCGUCACGCUCAACAGGUUGAGGCAUCCGAACAUGCAGGUCCGAGUUCUGGGAGGGACGAGCUUCUGUUCGAGAGCAGGAAGGAUGGUGGUGGGGGAAAUGAAGAACAAGUUCCUUCUGGUGGAUUUAGAGACGGUGAUUCAUGGCAGCUACAGCCUCACCUGGACGGACGCCCACCUGCACCGGCAGCUCAUCACGGUUCUGAGCGGACCGGUGGUCGAUACCUUUGACAAGGAGUUCAGGAUCCUGUUUGCGGCGUCGCUGCCGGUUCCCAACACGUGGAGGGUCGCAGCCAACAACGCACAUGUGCCUCAUCACCUCAAAGACUUCCCACCGCUUCAGUUCCACAAGCAGGUGCCUCUGGAGCCUGAGAUCUUCAGCCCUCCGUCCCCUCCUGCCGACUUCCUCAUGGACUGGGAGGCGAUGGGGGUCAUUCAGAGAGACUGCAGCCUGCCGGGCAGCUCUCUGGACCAGCACGAGGAAACCAUGGACAAGGAACCGCCGCUGCAGAACAACGUGCUGUUUGAUAAGAACACAGCCAUCAUGGACAGAUUUACUAAGAAUGGAAACCAGUUAGUGGAUAAGAAAAGGAUCUGGGAGAACACCUCUCCGGCGAUUCCUGGUCCUCCAGACGAAUCGACAGUUUUCAACAACAUGGAGCCGCUGUCAACAGACCGAGCAGCUGCAGAAAGAAUGAAGAGGAUGGAGCAUAAGAUAGAGAAAGCUCUUGUCAGGCAGCUCUCCAUGGAGAAGGAACGACAUGACAGAAAUGCAACGAGACUUGACGGUGAAGCAGCAGAACAUGUUCUUCUAUCUGCGAAGAAAGGAGAGCGCUCUCGGAGGAGGGAGUCCAUUCUGGAGGAGGAGAGCAUAACAGAAGAACACAUCUCCACAGUGGAGAACACGCCAUCGUCUCGGAAACCUGUGAUCCUGAGGGUGCCCCAGUCUGAGAGCUUCAGCUCUCUGAGCGACAUCAUGAAGAGGCUCAAACGGGGAACUUCAACGGGAUCCAAUUCUACGCUGUCGGAGCGAACCCAGUCCAUGAUGAAUCUGAGCGCUCACAACACAGACCCAAGUCCAGACGAGAAAGGAGUCCCGGUGCCGAGGUUCAAGGCCAGCGUGAGUGUGCAGCUUGUUGUGUUUCUCUGAAGGACGACAUGUUUAAUAAAGAGAAGUUUAGAGGUUUUAUUCA
Stegastes partitus (bicolor damselfish) is the source of this 1826-nucleotide messenger RNA. It is a transcript of the gene sack1e, whose product is annotated as family with sequence similarity 83 member E. NCBI's taxonomy places the organism in Eukaryota, Metazoa, Chordata, Actinopteri, Pomacentridae. The coding region runs from base 56 to 1783 and encodes 575 amino acids. Gene Ontology annotation, molecular function: protein kinase binding. The record is from RefSeq and is a predicted model, not a curated record. The transcript has 8 exons. Gene Ontology annotation, biological process: signal transduction.